Sinocyclocheilus grahami is the source of this 864-nucleotide messenger RNA. RefSeq names its product aurora kinase A-B-like. The annotation marks the transcript as partial. The transcript has 4 exons. Gene Ontology annotation, biological process: protein phosphorylation. Gene Ontology annotation, molecular function: protein kinase activity; ATP binding. Lineage: Eukaryota; Metazoa; Chordata; Actinopteri; Cypriniformes; Cyprinidae. The record is from RefSeq and is a predicted model, not a curated record.
AUCGGUGUGUGUUGAACUCGCUGUCUCUUUUCAGACACCCCAAUAUCCUGCGUCUCUACGGUUAUUUCCACGACGCGGCGCGCGUUUAUCUCAUCCUGGAGUUCGCUCCUAAAGGAGAGCUGUAUGGAGAGCUCCAGCGCUGCGGGACGUUCGACGACCAGCGAAGUGCAACGUAUAUAAUGGAGCUCGCAGACGCUCUGAGCUACUGCCACUCAAAGAACGUGAUUCACAGAGACAUCAAACCUGAAAACCUGCUGCUGGGGGCCAACGGAGAGCUGAAGAUCGCAGACUUCGGAUGGUCCGUCCACACACCGUCCUCCAGGAGGUCGACGCUGUGUGGUACCCUGGACUACCUUCCUCCAGAGAUGAUUGAGGGCAAAACGCACGAUGAGAAGGUGGAUCUGUGGAGUCUCGGAGUGCUCUGCUAUGAGUUUCUGGUCGGCCGUCCACCUUUUGAAACCAAGAGCCAUGAGGAGACGUACCGCAAGAUUUCUAGAGUUGAGUUUACGUACCCUGCUCAUGUGAGCGAGGGCAGCAGAGACCUGAUAAACCGCUUGCUCAAACACAACCCCAUGCACCGUCUCCCUAUCCAGGGUGUCCUGGUGCACCCGUGGGUGCUGGAGAACUCCUGUAAGAAGCCAACCGCGCAGACCGAAUCCAUUCCUCAGACCUGAGCUUGUGGAACGAAACGGAUCUGAUGUGUCUGUAAAGCCUCUCUUGGGCAUGACUUUGAGUUGUAUGUUGUUUUUACGUGUUGUGCUGUUCAUGCUACAAUUUACAUGCAUUUGUAAAUAUGUAAUUAAGCCACAUUGUAAAGUUUUAACCAUUACUUGAAACAAUAAAUGUUUUUAUUAUUACUUCUAA